AUGGCGGUGGAUGAUGGCGGCAAACGAUGCCGGCGGACGAUGGCGGUGGACGAUGGCGGCGGACCAUGGAGGCGGACCAUGGCGGCGGACCAUGGCGGUGGACGAUGGCGGCGGACGAUGGCGGUGGACCAUGGCGGCGGACCAUGGCGGCGGACCAUGGCGGCGGACGAUGGCGGCGGACGAUGGCGGCGGACCAUGGCGGUGGACGAUGGCGGCGGACCAUGGCGGCGGACGAUGGCGGUGGACGAUGGCGGCGGACCAUGGCGGCGGACCAUGGCGGUCUCUUUCCCGCGGGCGCACAUCUGUCCCGCAGCAGUGGGUCCUUGUUACCUGUUGUAG
Molecule: messenger RNA, 339 nt
Organism: Knipowitschia caucasica
Lineage: Eukaryota; Metazoa; Chordata; Actinopteri; Gobiiformes; Gobiidae
Source: the annotation of a GenBank genome assembly